Molecule: messenger RNA, 2187 nt
Organism: Seminavis robusta
Lineage: Eukaryota; Bacillariophyta; Bacillariophyceae; Naviculales; Naviculaceae
Source: the annotation of a GenBank genome assembly
AUGACCAAACUUGUCAUUGCACAACCAAUUCUGCCGUCAAGUGCCAAGUGGCACAGCUUCAAAGUAAAGAGGAUGACAUUGGGUGUGGUAUUGAUAUUAGCCACAUGCGGAACAUUGGUUCAUGGCGUCGUUCCUUGUAUGGAAGCAUUUGAUAAGGCCGACGCCAACGCGGACCACAAACUCGACAGAGAUGAAUAUGUAAAUUUUCUUGCUACGCUGCAGGGAGACCCCUUUAGCAAUGAUCGAUUCGAAGACUUGCUACACUCCCUCCAGGAAAACUACGAUCAGUAUUUACUGGUUUUGUCAAACAUACAAGGUUUGCAUCUGAAGCAAGAUGGCCAAUCCGUUCCUUCUGGAUUGAACGACGUGGUAGAGGAGUUCUGCUUGAAGAUCAUGCUUUCAAAUGGCAUUCAAGCAGCAAGAAACCAAGCACGAUCAUUUAGACCAACAACCGCUCAAGAGCCUAAAACCUUAGCUUUCUUGGAUACCUCCCUUACUAGUGCAAGCGAAAGGCAGCUCGGGGAUGCUAGGCGCAUGUUGGAGGAAGCAUCCGAUACUCCUAGAAGAACAUUGCGCAACCAGGAGAACAUCUUCGGCCCAGCGAUGCGGAAAUAUACAGCAGUUGGUGCUCGGUCGGAACAAGCUAUUUUAAGGCAAGAUGAUGUUGUCGACCCCAAGAAAAACGCAGGAAUACCUCGAAUACCACCCAGCAUCUCAAAUGGUCCACCUGUGGCUACCGGUACUGCAGCUGUGUCGCGUUCCAACAGCCAAUCUACUGGGAUCUCUUUACAGAGUUCCAGCAGCCCAUCCCACGGCCCUUCCAAUCAACCAUCUGAAAUGCUUUCUAUCAUCAAGCCUUCAAAUGUUCCCUCUGCUCAAAUCAUUUCUCCAUCUUGCAGUCCCUCGCAUUCAAACAGCCCAAGUAGUGCACAUGACGAUAUAUCUGGCGGCCACCCACAAAUUCCGCUGAACAGGCAAGGAGAAAGUUCUCUUCCAUCAUCUAGUUCAAGACCAAGUGAUUAUUUGAGUCCACUCAGCAGCAAUAAUCCAACUCAAAGCGGUGUGCCAAGCUCUAGCCUGUAUCCAAGUCAAAGUCCAACCAAGAGUCAAGAACCAAGUGAUCAUGAUUCAUUGCUUUUGAGAAUCCAAGGCUCCACAGCAAAGCCAUCUGAUCGCAAGAACUCAAUAGCUCCAUCCUCUAAUCCCAGUGCCAGCUACUAUCCCACUCCAACAUUGAAUCAAAGUGUUCUUCCUAGUCCAACUCAGUCCACUACCAACAAAUUUUCAAUCAGCCAAAAACCAUCAUCAAGAAAUGUCUAUCCCACCACUUCCAUCAUCCCAAGCUUGGGGCCCAGCUCAAGUCCUUCCAAGGGCAUGACCCCUCCAAGCCUUGGUCCUUCUUUGAUACCAAGUCAAGUCAAAGACCUUGUGCCAAGUGUUGGCUCUUUGUCUGGUUCAAAGGGAACUGCUCCCAGCAUCAGAAUGAAUGUAAUGCCUGUGCAGUAUCCUGCCACAAGCCAGAUGCCAAGUCUAUGGGAACAAGAGCUUCCUUUGCCCAGUUACAGUCCAUCCCAGGACCCUAGCCACAUAUCUGUUAACAGAGCUGCCUCAAACAGACCAAGCCAGUCCUUCUAUCCCACUGCUGGCUCCUCCACAACUGAGAGUGUCUAUCCCACCACUUCCAUCAUCCCAAGCUUGGGGCCCAGCUCAAGUCCUUCCAAGAGCAUGACCCCUCCAAGCCUUGGUCCUUCUUUGAUGCCAAGUCAAGUCAAAGACCUUGUGCCAAGUGUUGGCUCUUUGUCUGGUUCAAAGGGAACUGCUCCCAGCAUCAGAAUGAAUGUAAUGCCUGUGCAGUAUCCUACCACAAGUCAGAUGCCAAGUCUACGGGAACAAGAGUUUCCUUUGCCCAGUUACAGUCCAUCCCAGGGCCCUAGCCACAUAUCUGUUAACAGAGCUGCCUCAAACAGACCAAGCCAGUCCUUCUAUCCCACUGCUGGCUCCUCCACAACUGAGAGUGUCUAUCCCACCACUUCCAUCAUCCCAAGCUUGGGGCCCAGCUCAAGUCCUUCCAAGAGCAUGACCCCUCCAAGCCUUGGUCCUUCUUUGAUGCCAAGUCAAGUCAAAGACCUUGUGCCAAGUGUUGCUCUUUGUCUGGUUCAAAGGGAACUGCUCCCAGCAUCAGAAUGA